Molecule: messenger RNA, 324 nt
Organism: Penicillium cataractarum
Lineage: Eukaryota; Fungi; Ascomycota; Eurotiomycetes; Eurotiales; Aspergillaceae
Exons: 2
Coding region: 1-324 (107 amino acids)
Source: RefSeq, a predicted model, not a curated record
AUGGGUCUCUUCAACCACCACCACCACGACCACCAGGGUGGUCCCCCCGGCGGCCCUCAAGGAGGUCCUGGCGGCCCUGGCGGUCCUGGCGGCCCUGGCGGUCCUGGCGGUCCCGGUGGUAACUUCGGCGGCCCUGGAGGUCCUGGAGGCCCUCAAGGCGGUGGUCAUCACGGAGGUCCUGGCGGUCCCGGUGGUAACUUCGGCGGCCCUGGAGGUCCUGGAGGCCCUCAAGGCGGUGGUCAUCACGGAGGUCCUGGUGGCCCUGGUGGCCCUGGUGGCCCUGGUGGUCAUGGUGGUCCUGGCGGUCCUCACGGCGGCCGCUAA